UGGAGGAUAUUACGUGAUAAUGAUAAGCAGCUCUCGUGACUGCUUUAUUUAUUAGUUUCUUUGCGUAAUUUACAAUUCCCGAUUCAGUUUGUGCAUUUACAUUUUAGUGAAUACGGUAGGUAUACUCGAAAAAUAUGUCCUGCAGUUCUGGACAACGAGGGACCGCGCCCGCUCCCCAUAAAAAAUAAGCGACGAAGCGCAGUUCAUCCCACGCUUUCUCAGAAUUCACUGCCCUUCUAUUCAUCUGCUUUCAACCUCUCUCCUUCGUUGCUUUUCUCUGUUCUUUUUCAAUGCCUUCACAACCCGUCACCACACAAAGAAUGGACCCCACGAUUCUCAUCUUUUUACUUUACGUAAUGAUAGCCCAUGAGCUGGUUUGCGGCUGGAUGCAGUAUCGAAGACAAGCAGCAAAGCCCCGAAAACGUCACUGCCCAGUGUGGAGCUCGAGCAUCCGGGCCUGCCAUGGGACGUUUCGGGUCAGCAGCCAGCCGGUGAGAUCGGAACGGUUCAGAGACUGGAGGAAGAGUGGCAGGAUUGUCAGAAAGGCCUGAGAGACGCAGUGAUGAGGAAAAAGAUACAGCAGGAACCUUUAUGAGAACAGGACCUCUCCUGUGCUGGUUUUCUGUGUGAUGAUACUGAACAGUUCUGCUCCCUCCCACUUUUUCUGCUCUGAAUCAGCAUCAAGAUGAGAGAGUCAUGUGGGGGAGACCUUGGUUUGAGGUGACAAUCUUGUCUAUUUUAGAAAGCAGGAAAUGAGCUAAAAUGUAGGUGGCAAAGAGUAACCACAGCAUUGGAAGCCACACUUCCAUUUCCAGGGGAUGACAUUGUCCAUUGUAUUCAGUCAGGAAGGUACUCUGAUAAUUAUGUAUUCAGGGUGUGAAGUUUUUGGUUUUGUGACAUUCUGUGAUGCACCUUUUUGUUGUUGCUGUGGAGAAGUUAGGAGGUCAGUAAAUGCAGAAAGCAGAGUUUCGAAAAUGUUUUAAAUGCCACAGUUUGUGGUGUGAGUUACUGCUGAUGGGUUGGUUUGUUAGUUUGGUUUUCAUUGAGGCAAUCAAGGCUACCAUAUUAAAUUCACUUGAAUGAAGGUACUAAUGGUUGGAUUAAACAUAAUUAAGUAAAUGUUUAAUAAAGGGUUUUCAUUGAUCAGUUAAAAUGCAAAAAAAUGUAUUUCAUUUUACAGACCACGACUCAUAGGCAAUGGUAUUAAUGUGCACUCACUGAGCACUUUAUUACAUACUUAUUCAUGCGAUUAUCUAUUAUCAGUUCAUGUUCACAAUAACCAUCAAAAUAGGGAAAAAAUGUGAUCUGAGAGAUUUUGACUGUGGAAUGAUUGUUGGUGUCAGACAGGGUGGUUUGAGUAUCUCAGAAACUGCUGAUCUCCUGGAAUUUGCAUUCACAAGUUUGCAGAGAAGAACGAAAAAAAACCAUCCAGUAAGCAGCAGUUCUGUGAGCAGAAAUGCCUUGUUAAUGAGAAAGGUUCGAGUAGAAAGUCCAGACUGGUCAAAACUGACAGAAAGGUUACAGUAGCACAAAUAACUACAUUACAACAGUGGUAUGCAGAAGAGCAUCUCUGAACACACAUCAACCCUCUAAGCGGAUAGGCUACAGUAGCAGAAGACUUAAUAAGUCUCAAAAAUAAGUCUAAUGAAUACCCAAUAAAGAAUGUAUAUUCAAAGACAAGUUUAGAGAAGUCAGAUCCGAUACAUGACAUACUUAAAGGUUGGUUUCUAUUCUCGGUCAUCAGUUCUCUGAAAAGGUUCAGACACUCCUGUUUGUAUUUUAUGAAAGUACACAUUGACAUGUUUCCUUAUAUCUGAUAUUCAGAAGGUAGAUAGUUUGUUUAUUUGUGGAUGUGGAGAACAUGUUGUUAUGUAUUAAAUAAUGAAUAUUAAUGUCAGUGGUGGUCUGUUACUGUAUGUGAAAAAUGUCUGUACUGUCAUGGUGACUGUAUGCUAAUGCUGUGGGUUUCACAGUGAUAUUGACAUAUUGCAUGUUCAGAGAUGGUCUUCUGCAUACCAUUCUUGUAAUGUGUGGUUAUUUGCAUUACUGUUACCUUCCUGUAGCUUUGACCAGUCUGGGCCUUCUCCACUGACCUCUAUCAUUAACAAGGCAUUUUUGCCUUCAGAACUGCUUCCCACUGUAUGUUUUUUUAUUUAUGUUUUUUUAUUUUUAUUUUUUUAUUUUUUAUUCUCUGCAAGAUCUCAAGACUGUUGUGUGUGAAAAUCCCAAGUGAUCAGCUGAUACUCAAACCACCCUGUCUGGCACCAACAAUCAUCCCAUGGUCAAAGUCACUUCGAUCACAUUUCUUCCCCAUUCUGACAUUUUGUCUGAAAAAGACCUGAACCUCUUGACCAUGCUUUUAUGUAUUUAGAUGCUGCCACAUGAUUGGCUGAUUAAAUAUUUACAUUAGGAACCUGGUGUACGGGUCUACCUAAUAAAGUGCUCACUAAGUGUAUAGCCGUACAGUGAUAUCAGUGCAGUAUGAAGGACUGUCACUUCAGACAGGAAAGACAUUGGUGAAAGAGUUUAAAGUGCAGACUGUCAGUUUUAAUGUGUCAGUUUUAAUCUAACAAACACAUCUGUGCAUUUAGUAAUGUUGUACAUUGUGUGGAUGAGGCGCCAUUGUGGCAGCUGGGAAGUUUUAGUACUUGAUGGAACGUUGUAUUGUAUCAAUUUCUUCUCUCUUACUCUUGAUGGUGUUAUUCUGUGGCUUUCUAUUUUUCCUUUUGAAAAUCAGCAAUUAAGCUUCAAUUCCGUUCUCAGUUUCUCUUUCAGGUCAAGUCAUGCUUUCAGUACCUGUCUCCAUGCUUUUUUCUAUGAUAUUGUAUUUUUGGAGUUGUAUAUUUUAUAAUUUGGUGGUUUGUUUUGUACUUACAGUAUGUUCAUUGUAACAUUGUUCUGCAGCUCAUAGUGUAUGGCUGUAAUUACCAAACAUGGAGCUCCACAGUGAGAAAUCCUUCAACUUUCAUAAUGGUCUCUGUGCAGGUCUUUUUUCAUUGCUGUUUAAAGAUUGGGAAAUGAAACAGUUGUUUUAAUAACCUCCAGUCUUCUGCUAUGUUUUUCUUCUGGGUUUUUAAAAACCUUUUUAUUUACAGGGACUGCAUGUAAGUGUGUUUUUGUGAAAGAUGUCUGUUCCUUGUUCAUGUAACAGUGCUACAGUGUGGUCGGGUGACGAGUGCUUGCUGUAUGCGGAGCUUGCAUACGCACACGCAGCAGGUCACACAUUUUCAACAUCUCGUUGAGAGUGAGAUCUUCAUCAUUCAGUGGAGGAAAGCUUUGUUGAGCUGAGACCAUUUCUAUUUGAAUCUCAUCCUGAAGACCAUUUGAUACAUUUGUUUACUCAGGUGACCAGACCUGUUUUGAUAUCCUCCAAGCUUAACGUGUUCCAGAAGAUGAAUGGCACGCUGUCCCCUUCCAUCUUUCCCAUCAACCACAGCCUGUCAGCGCCCUGCGAGCCGGGGCCACAGCACAUCUCCAUCACCGUCCUUGUCUGCCUGCUCGGCCUGGGCGGGGCGCUGCUCAACAGCUUCAGCCUGUGGGUUUUCUGCUUCCGCAUGAAAACCUGGAGCGCCGGCACCAUCCUGCAGUUCCACCUGGGCCUGAGCGAUGCCAUGGCCACCCCCGCCAUCCCGCUGAUGGCCACGAGCUUCGCCAUGGGCAGCUGCUGGCCCUUCAGGCAGUUCGUCUGCCAGCUGAAGAUCGCUCUGCUCGGCAUGCACUUCUACGGAAGUGUGGUGUUCCUCACCCUCAUCAGCGUCCAUCGCUACGUGGCUGUGGUCCGCCACAAAAGCAACUCUGCUAUGAAGCGGGUGGGCUUCAUUCACAAGGUGUGCGGGGCUGUCUGGCUCUUUCUGCUGGUGCAGGGCAUGUCCUGCUUUGUCUUCCUGGGCACCAGCCAGGUGGGUAACUGCACCCAGUGCCUGAACAUUCACCAGGGCGAGUACAUCGACGCCUACUUCGCCAUCAACUUCGUCCUGCUCUUCUUCGCUUUCCUGCUGCCCUUCUCCAUAGCUGCAGUCUGCUACUGCCGCCUGGCCAGCUCUGUGUCGCGCAUCAAUGCCAACUCCGCCAAGGGCCAAGCCAUCAAGGCCAGGUCACUCAAGAUGGUGGCUGUCUGCCUUCUGAUAUUUGCUGUGUGCUUUGCCCCUCUCAACGUUACCCGGACUGUGGGCGUGAUGAUAAAGAAAUACUACCCUGAGCAAUGUAGGCUCCUCCUGAAGGUGGAGACAACCUAUUAUAUUGCGUGGAUCCUGGCCUGUGCCAACUCCUGCUUUGACCCAUUGCUCUAUUGCUUCGGCUCUCCGGACUUCAACAGAGCUGUGCGCUCCUCCCUCAAGUGGCUGGGGCACAGAUUUCAAGAGGCCAGCUCCAACAAUGAGCAGGACAGUCUAGAGCUCCCCACCAGGACUGCCCACUCCAUCACCUUUCUGGACAAGGAAGCACCAUCCAACACUAGCAAGUGAAGUCUCUGAGACAUACUUGUGUGGCUGAUGUGGCUACUGGGUGGCUUGUCCUGUUAAGGCUCUGUUCCGAUGUGUACAUUCACCCCACGCUGUGCUAUCUAAUCAGGACUGACCUAGUGCUGACUGCUGCAAGCAGGACAGUGUAAAAUUACCGUAAAAUGUCCUCCUCCUGUUGAUUAUGUGCCUACAGUCAGGCUGUGCCAGCCAUGUCUGCAGUGCUCUCCUUCAACAUGAUGGCUGUGUAGUCCUGUAAAGUCCAUGCUGCCAGCCUGUUCUCACUGCGGCCUGCCAGAUUAAUUCCAGGAUAUGACUCUCCUGAAUUGACGGAGGAGGUUGCAAUAAUGUAAUUUCCCAACAGUUAGACAUUCCUAAUUAUGACAUUAGCAGAAGAUACUAGUUAAGGUAGUUAAAAAAAAAUCUAAAUGUUAAAGCUUACAAUCGCAACCCAACCUAUAACUUUAUUUAAUCAACAAGGAGCAGUUGUCACAUGCCAAUCUGACUUUUUUAAUGCUGUAUAUAUAUAUGUAGAGCCACUGUGUCCUAAGAAUUAAAGGAAACUAAUUUUA
Molecule: messenger RNA, 5029 nt
Organism: Conger conger (European conger)
Lineage: Eukaryota; Metazoa; Chordata; Actinopteri; Anguilliformes; Congridae
Product: P2Y purinoceptor 2
Exons: 4
Coding region: 3393-4463 (356 amino acids)
Biological process (GO): G protein-coupled receptor signaling pathway
Cellular component (GO): plasma membrane
Molecular function (GO): G protein-coupled receptor activity
Source: RefSeq, a predicted model, not a curated record